Messenger RNA from Closterium sp. NIES-65, 2964 nucleotides. NCBI's taxonomy places the organism in Eukaryota, Viridiplantae, Streptophyta, Zygnematophyceae, Desmidiales, Closteriaceae. The record is from the annotation of a GenBank genome assembly.
AUGCUUCAGACGAUUAACAGGGUCUUUACCCAUAGCACCAGCUUCAAGAGAAGGGGAAAGGGGGAUCAUGAAAACAGCGGAGACAAGUCCCCGCUUAGCGGAAAAUACUCUGCCGCAGGGGAUCAGCGACCAGACUCCCCUAUUCGACUCGGAUCGCCGUCGAUUGCAGCGCUAGGCGAGUCGACGCUUAAGAAGAUCGUUAACCGGUCGUUCUAUGGCGACACGUCGGUGGAGCCGCUUGUCGAUGGGAGGGGGGGAACGGGGAAGGAGGUUCCGACGGAAAUGCUCGCGUUCGAGAUAGGAGCCAUCAUGCGUCGCACGCUCGAAAUAUGCGACUCCAUGUCCGAGAAAAUGCUCUCAUCGCUGCGCGCCAACCUUCAGGCGCCUGGCGUUGUAACUUUAAUCUCCAGCGACCUUAGAGUACUAUGGGGCCUCGCGGGGUACGAGAAGCAUCAGGAGCUGCGGUCCGUCGCGUGCCGCGUCGCGGUGUUGGGUCGCAAGUGCCGGGAAUCGCGACUACACCGACUCGAGCGGCUCUUUGCGCGGCUCGACAGCACAGAUGCCGAUUAUAAGAUGUUCGCCGCGUCUUCCGCUGAAGGGGAGGUGCUUCUUAGGUUCAUGCGCGAGCAAGCGGAGGCGACGAGCGAGCUGAAGAGCGAGAUGGAGUCCAUCCAGGAGCUGCACAGCCGCAUUCAGGAGUACGGGGAGUGGAACUCGCUGCAGGAGAUGGUGACGCAGGGCAAGCUGGUGGAGAAGCUGCAGGGCCACUGCCUCUGGGCGUACCACCUCGACUUCCUCGUGCAGCUGCUCAUCAUAGCAGCAUGCUACGUGCGCAAGAAGAUCUUCGCAGCGUUUGGGCACGGCAUGUGUCCGCCGCGCAUCCGGGAGGCGUGUGUGGGGGAGGCGGGCCUCGCGCUGCACUAUGCCAACGUGGUGGUGCUGCUGGAACGGAUCAUACAACAGCCGGACGAAGUGCUAGGGCCUACAAGGGACGAGCUCUAUGAAAUGCUUCCGCGCAACAUACAGUACCUGCUGCGCGUGCAGCUGCAGGAUUCACUCAACUUCCAGGCGGAUGGGCGAGUGGAGGCGAAUCUCAAGCGCGGGCUGCUGCUGCUGCCCACCAUGGCGCACAACACCAUCACCUGGCACUCGCUGCACACCCCUGGAGCUGCUCUUGACUCCUCUGAGACGGUGUUUCAAGUGCAGACGUUCUACUUUGCGAAUCUGCAGGCAGUGAACGCCACUCUAGUGGACGUGCUCCUGGGCCUGUGCCGCAUCUGCGGCGUGGAGUCCCCUAUAGGCUGUGUGUCCACCCAGGUGCCGGCCUCCCUCGACUACUCCCAGCUCGUGGCAGAGAAGGUGGCGGAGGCGGAGCGCCAGUUCCGCAAGGCGUGUGGCAUGGAUGAGAGGGACGAGGACUGGUUUGGGGGGGAGGUCACCAAGGUGCAUGAUGACUCGUGCCAGGCUAGACGCGCGCAAACGCCGAGGGGUGGUGAGGCGGCUCCAGUAGCUUCAGCAGUGUCAGUAGUUUCAGCAGCUUCGGGCAGUGUUGUGCGGGAAAAGGGCUUGCAACCCAGUAGUAGCCGGUUCAAGGGGACAGAUGCGUCUGGUCCUCCUGCUGCUGCUGCUGCUGCUGCUGCUGCUGCUGGUGUUGGUGGUGUUGGUCCUUGUGGUUCCUCCUCCUCCUCCCCCUCUCGUCUCCCCACGCCUCCCCCUCCCGCCACCUACUCCCGACCGCGCAUCCCCUCCUCUCGAUCAGACAGCUCCUUCCUGCAGCAGCAGGGGGGCGGAGGGCAGAGAGGGAAAGAGAGCAUGCGAAACAGCGGCGGCGGGGUGUGUAAGAGCCAGAGCUGCAGCCCACAGGCAGACAGGCUCGUGGUUGCUUCCUGUGCUUCCUCCUCUCCUGGUCGCCCCUCCCCUGGCCGACUCUCCCCAAGUGACGCCUCCCCCAGUCGAGCCUCCCCUAGUCGCGGCUCCCCCGGGCAAGCCUCUGGGUGCUUCUCCCCUCAGGGCCUCCCGUUCCUCUCCCCCGCUGGUACCCCCUCCCCUGCUGACUCCCCCCGCUCGUCCCGACUGGGGCGGGGGGAGGCAAGGGGGAACGUGGGGGAAGGAUUGGGGGAAGGAGAGGCCAGAGGGGAGGGGCGGGGGGCAAGAGAGGCGACUGGGGAGGUAUUGGGCGGAAGAGGGGCCACUGGGGAUGGGCAGGGGGAAGGAGAGCAGGAGAGGGAGACACAGGGGGGGGCAGAGUUAGAGGCGGCCACAGGGGAAGCGAGGAAACGGAACAGCAGGAGCAGCUGGGGGUCACAGCGAUGGGGCUUUGGCAAGUCAAGAUCCAUGCGAGUGACCACAGCUCCUCCCGCCACACCUCCUCGCCCCUCCACCCCUCCUCCCAGCAGCUUCUCUUCCGAUCCCAUGCUUGCUGCUGGUGCCACUGAUUGGGAUACCGAAAGCCCUGCUGUUGCCAGGGUUGACGGGAGCCUUUCACCAGAUCAUUCCCUCUCCUCCUCUCUGCUCUCCCCCUCGCUGCUGGAAACCAGGCGACUACGCAAAGCCAUGCAGGGAGGGGCGAUAGUGGGGUGUUUCACCGGGGGUGGGGCAGCAGCAGCUUUGGACAGCGAGUCAGAGGCGGAAGGGGGACGGAGGGCGAGGGGAGGCUCUAGGCCUGGUACAGGCAGGUCUAGCGGGAGGGUGAAGGGCGAGCGAGUGAGUGGGGAAAGGGUGAGUGGAAGAGCAAGUAGUGAAUCAGGUGGCUCAGGGCGCCGAUCGAAGCUGCUUGGGGGUAGCAGCAGGGAGAAUGUCAAGGGCAGUGGGGAUGGGAGCGGGAGUCGGAGUGGUGAUGCUGAGGGAGCGACCAGCAGCAGCACUCCAAGAAAGACGAAGCAUUUCUACUCCCAGCCAAUGCCGCCGCGUGCGCAGUGGAAUGAGCAGAUGGGGGUUGCAACGGAGGCUGACGGGGCCUUGUAA